Messenger RNA from Otolemur garnettii (small-eared galago), 3336 nucleotides. It is a transcript of the gene HELQ, whose product is annotated as helicase, POLQ like. Gene Ontology annotation, molecular function: ATP binding; nucleic acid binding. The record is from RefSeq and is a predicted model, not a curated record. The transcript is spliced from 16 exons. Lineage: Eukaryota; Metazoa; Chordata; Mammalia; Primates; Galagidae.
CGGAGGAGAAAGGGGCGACUACGCAUGUGCGUCUGCGGAGGAUCCUAGCGCUCUGGAAAUUAAUGUGGGGGCUUUUACAAAUUGGGUGGUUGGAGAUGCGAGCCCCGCACCCCGUCAUUGCUGCCUCCGCGCUGGCUCCUGCCGUCCUCUCCACUUCAGUUUAGCGGCUUGUCACUGCGGACGACUUAGGGGCUGGCCACAGCCCCUGCCAUGGAUGAAGAAGGUUCCCGCAUCCGCCGGCGGGUGUCUGUCCGCAAAAGGAACCGUUCAAGCUUAGGGUGCGUUUUUAUCACCCCCACCGAGGCCGAGGCCGAGCCCCAGCCCCAACCCCAGCCCGGAGAGGAGGAGAGAGAUGAGGAGGAAAUGGUUGCUGAGAGCCGGCGGCGGAAAACCGUGGGCGAGCUGCAGGUCGAGCAUAAUGACAGUGAAGAGGACAUGUUUGGUGACUAUGAUAGCUUUACUGAAAACUCCUUUUUAGCGCAAGUUGAUGAUCUGGAACAAAAAUAUAUGCAACUUCCUGAACAUAGGGAACAUGCUAUAAACUUUGCUACUGAAGAUCUUUGUUCAGAAAACAUCACAAACAAACUCAGCGUUGCUCCUGUAGGCACCUUUACAGAACUAAAAACUGAUAAGCACACACAUAACCAGAGUGGGCAUGAAAGUAUCACUAUUGAACCUGAAGCUGAUCUUUUAUAUGAUGUGCCUUCUUCACAAGUUUUAUACUGGGAAAAUUUGCAGAACUCUUCAGAUGAUUUGGGCGAUCACUCUACUAAAGAGAGAGAUUGGAAUUCAUCCUUUCACAAGACUGUGAAUGAGGAAUUGUCCCAUAAUCUCGCAGAGCAACCUCAGCAAAAUGAUAACUCAUCAACUAAAGUCAGAACUAGUUCAGAUAUGAAUAGAAGAAGCAGCAUUAAAGAUCAUCUAAAAAGUGCCAUGACUGGAAAUGCCACAGUCCAAACACCCGUAUUUUCUAGGAGUAAGCAGCUCAAAGAGUCUCUCCUAUCUGAAGAAAUUAAUGUCGCUAAGAAAACAAUUGAGUCAUCAUCGAAUGACCUUGGUCCUUUUUAUUCAUUACCCAGCAAAGUGAGAGACCUUUAUAUUCAAUUCAAAGGAAUUGAAAAAUUAUAUGAAUGGCAGCAUACUUGUUUAACAUUGAAUUCUGUGCAAGAAAGAAAAAAUUUAAUAUAUUCUUUGCCAACAAGUGGUGGAAAAACCCUUGUGGCAGAGAUUUUAAUGCUACAAGAACUGCUCUGCCGGCGGAAAGAUGUUUUAAUGAUCCUUCCAUAUGUGGCAAUUGUCCAAGAAAAGAUUUCAGGUUUAUCAAGUUUUGGUGUAGAACUUGGUUUCUUUGUUGAAGAAUAUGCUGGAAGCAAAGGAAGAUUUCCUCCAACUAAAAGAAGGGAAAAGAAAUCACUGUAUAUUGCCACCAUUGAGAAAGGACAUAGCUUGGUGAACUCCUUGAUUGAAACUGGCAGGAUCAGCAGUCUGGGCCUGGUUGUGGUAGAUGAGCAAGAUCCCUUAAAGGACUUAAAGGAUUUUUCAUGGGGCAAGAGUUUGGAACUCAUCGUGGAACGUAUCCAACAACUCCUCACAAGGAUGAUCGAGACAGACAGCCAUAGCAUUUCAUGGUUACUGACUACUUUGUCCCUACAUCUUAUUGUUUUGCAGUAUUCUGAUACCCUGAAAAAGAUGGAUCCUGAUCACUUAGUAGCAUUGGUGACAGAAGUUAUUCCCAAUUAUUCCUGCUUAGUUUUUUGUCCCACUAAGAAGAACUGUGAAAACAUAGCAGAAAUGAUAUGUAAAUUUUUAAGCAAGGCCUAUCUGAAACACAGGGAGAAAGAGAAACAGGAGGUGAUUAAGAACCUGAAGAGCAUCAGCAGUGGCAAUCUGUGUCCUGUUCUAAAACACACUAUCCCCUUUGGAGUUGCUUAUCAUCAUAGUGGUUUAACAAGCGAUGAAAGGAAGCUCCUGGAGGAGGCCUACUCCACGGGGGUUCUCUGCCUCUUCACCUGCACUUCCACCCUAGCAGCAGGCGUCAACCUGCCAGCUCGAAGAGUUAUCUUAAGAGCUCCCUAUGUUGCUAAGGAAUUUUUAAAGAGGAAUCGAUAUAAACAGAUGAUUGGCAGAGCUGGUCGUGCUGGCAUAGAUACCAUUGGGGAAAGCAUCCUUAUAUUGCAAGAGAAAGACAAACAACAGUGUUCUGAAUUGUUUCAGAUUGCAACAAAUCUUGGUGACAUCUAUCAGUUUAUGAAUGGUACCUUUUUUGGUGUUCAGCAAAAGAUUUUAUUGAAAGAAAAAAGUCUGUGGGAAAUAACAGUUGAAUCACUUAGCUACCUGACAGAAAAAGGGCUCCUACAAAAAGACACAACUUGUAAGUCUGAAGACGAGGCCCAAUGUAAUUUUCAUAUUACCAAGUUGGGACGAGCUUCUUUUAAGGGCUCUAUAGAUUUAGCUUAUUGUAACAUUCUCUACAGAGACUUAAAGAAGGGUCUUGAAGGACUUGUGCUUGAAAGCCUACUUCAUCUAAUCUACCUGACAACCCCCUAUGAUCUGGUUGCUCAGUGUGAACCUAAUUGGAUGAUCUACUUCAGGCAGUUUAGCCAACUCAGUCCAGCAGAACAAAAUGUAGCUGCUCUUCUUGGAGUCUCCGAAAGCUUUAUUGGGAAGAAAGCAUCAGGUCAAGCCAUCAGGAAAAAAAUAUCUAAGAACCUGCACAAUAGCGUACACCUCUCAUACAUCCUUCAAUAUGUCAUCCUAAGUCUCACCUGAAACAUUCUUUUCCUAUCGGAACAUCCUGAGUCCCCUACCACGUGAACUAAACUUCAAAAUAACUUAACAAAAUUUAAAUUGUGUAUAUGUCUUUGUGUUCUGCAGGAACUUGAGGAGUUUUGGGUUUAUAGAGCCCUGUUGGUAGAACUUACCAAGAAGCUAACUUACUGUGUAAAGGCAGAACUAAUCCCUCUCAUGGAAGUGACUGGAGUUUUAGAGGCUCGAGCAAAACAGUUAUACAAUGCAGGUUACAAAAGCCUAACGCACUUAGCUAAUGCAGAUCCCGAAGUGCUGGUCAGGACAGUUGAUCACUUAUCAAGGCGCCAGGCCAAGCAAAUUAUUUCAUCAGCAAAGAUGCUGCUGCAUGAAAAAGCAGAGGCUUUGCAGGAAGAAGUAGAAGAGUUACUGAAAUUGCCCUCCGAUCUUCCUGGUGCUGUGGCUUCUCCCGCUGAAAAGGCAUGAAGCUAUCUGAUGAGCAUUUUCAAAUAUGAAUUAUUUAUUGCGCAUAUGAAUUAUUCAAGAUUCCUUAUACUUUAUAAAUUAAAAAAAAUUUUAAUUACACAUUAA